AUCAAACUUUUGUAAGAUACAAAAAAAAAAAAAAAUAUAUAUAAUCCUCCUUCGACCUCCUCAAAGUUAGAUUUUUCAACUCCGACCCGCUUGCCGUUGCAUUUGUAAUGUUUUGUUGUGCGGCCUCGGAUAUUAUGGAAUUGGAUCACGAACUAAACAAAAAUAAGGAAAGAAAAAUGUUAAAAGAAAGUUAAAUAUAAUAAAAGUCAUAGUUGAUGAAAUUUUGAUUAACAUAAAGAAAAUUGAAAAAAGAAAAAAUCCUUCACAAAAUAUUAACAAACCUUAAAUGCAAUGAUAAACGUCAAGUCAUUAGCUGUCCAAAAUGACAAAAGCAUUAAUAUUGUCAAAAAACAGAGAUCAAGCCCUGAUAAUUUUAGAAGUCAUACAAAUUAUACAUCCAACCUUGGUGAGGAUGAAUGUCAUUGCCAUCAACGAAUUUUUGGUACCACCAACAUUGGAACGACUGGAGGUAUUAUCCUGCAUUCUUCAUGCAGAAAAACAAAAUUGACAUCUUCAACAGUAGUGAUAGAAAAUUCAUUCCUAAGACAACAACGAAAGAAUUGUUGUAGUAAAAUUUAUUUAAUACAAAGGCUGCUUGUGUCAUUGGUUUUUGCCACAUUCAUAAUUGGCGUUACUUCUUUGCCACCUGUCAUACGUAUCGGUGCUAUAUUUACUGAGGAUCAAAAAGAUAGCAGUACUGAAUUAGCAUUUAAAUAUGCCGUCUAUAGAAUAAACAAAGAUAAAACAAUUUUACCUAACACACAAUUAGUAUACGAUAUAGAAUAUGUUCCUCGCGAUGAUUCAUUUCGAACAUCGAAAAAAGUUUGUCGUCAAUUAGAAUCUGGAGUUCAGGUGAUAUUUGGACCGUCAGAUCCAUUAUUAGGCGGUCAUAUACAAUCGAUAUGUGAAGCCUUAGAUAUACCACAUGUUGAGGCUCGCAUCGAUUUGGACCAAAGUGUUAGGGAAUUUUCAAUAAAUUUGUAUCCAUCUCAAACACAUAUGAAUAUUGCAUACAGAGAUUUGAUGGCUUAUUUAAAUUGGACCAAAGUUGCCAUUAUUUAUGAAGAGGAUAAUGGACUUUUUAAGCAACAAGAACUUAUGCGAACCACUGCAACUUCAAAGGCUGAAAUGUAUAUAAGACAGGCAACACCUGAAACAUAUCGACAAGUUCUCAAAGAAAUUCGACAAAAAGAAAUCUAUAAACUGAUUGUUGAUACAAAUCCGAGUCAUAUAAAUGCAUUUUUUCGAGGAAUUCUGCAACUGCAAAUGAAUGAUUACAGAUACCAUUACAUGUUUACAACAUUUGAUAUUGAAGCUUUUGACUUGGAAGAUUUCAAAUAUAACAGCGUUAAUAUAACAGCUUUUCGAUUGGUCGAUGUGGAAAGCAAGCAAUAUGUAAAAAUAAUGGAUCAAAUGAAAAAGUUUCAACACAGUGGCCGUACUAUUCUCGAUGGAAAUCCAUCUAUUCAGACUCAACCAGCUUUGAUGUUUGAUUCGGUGUAUGCCUUCGCUGCUGGAUUAAUGCACUUAGACCGUAGUCAUAUGUUAACUGUGACAAAUCUCUCAUGUGAUUCUGAAAUACCAUGGAGUGAUGGACUAUCACUUUACAAUUACAUAAAUUCUGCUAGCAUAAGUGGACUAACCGGAAAUGUUCAAUUUAGUGAAGGUCGUCGAAAUAAUUUUAAAAUCGAUCUGUUAAAACUCAAACAAGAACGAAUACAAAAAGUUGGUUUUUGGAAUCCAGAAGAAGGUGUCAAUGUAACCGAUCCUUCUGCAUUUUAUGAUAUCAAUUCAACAAACAUAACUCUUGUUGUAAUGACGCGAAAGGAAAAACCCUAUGUAAUGGUGAAAGAGGAUGCCAAUCUAACUGGAAAUGCACGCUAUGAAGGAUUUUGCAUUGACUUGUUAAAGGCUAUAGCUGGACAAGUUGGUUUUCAUUAUAAAAUCGAGUUGGUACCUGAUGCAAUGUAUGGGGUUUUUAAUCCAGAAACUAAUACUUGGAAUGGCAUUGUUCGAGAAUUAAUGGAAAGGAGAGCCGAUUUAGCAGUGGCUUCAAUGACAAUUAACUAUGCACGUGAAAGUGUCAUUGAUUUUACAAAACCAUUCAUGAAUUUGGGUAUUGGAAUUUUAUUCAAAGUGCCAACUAGCCAACCAACACGUUUGUUCUCAUUUAUGAAUCCUUUGGCUGUGGAAAUUUGGUUAUAUGUGCUAGCUGCUUACCUCUUAGUUUCGUUUACAUUAUUUGUAAUGGCGCGAUUUUCGCCCUACGAAUGGAAUAAUCCGCAUCCAUGCUUGAAGGAAUCCGACAUUGUUGAAAACCAAUUUUCUGUAUCCAAUAGUUUUUGGUUCAUAACUGGUACAUUCCUUCGCCAGGGAUCUGGACUUAAUCCAAAGAAAUCAGAACGUGUGCAAAAUCAAUUCUUCUCCUUCAUGAAUCCAUUAGCCGUUGAGAUAUGGUGUUAUAUAGCUAUUGGCUAUGUUUUGGUAUCCUUCACCAUUUGGAUUGUAGCUCGGUUUUCUCCAUUCGAAUGGCAACCAGCAAAGCCUCCGUGCUCGAUGGCUUGUGAGCAUAUGCUGAGUCGCAUACGGCAAGCAGCACGCGAACGUGCCAGAGAGCAACAGGAACAUCAGGCACAUCACGCAACCAAAGGUUUUAAAACUUUGAAAAGUUCAGUGAUUCCGCUUGUGAGUUCGUCAACAAAAACAGCCAUUUCCAAAGACUCAACGACCAAACCCAAAUCCACAAUAACUACCCAAAUCCAUCAGCAUCAUGAGGAAGCCAUAAAUAAUCAAGAAAAUAAUGAAUUCAGUGAUACUGAGAGUAAAACAAUUUAUGAUGAUAAUUCCGAAAAUGAAGAAGUUGUUGAUGAGCCAGAUGAAAUGCAACCUGAAAAUGAUGAACAUAGACACACUUCAUAUGAGCAUAACAAUGAUGAUGAUGAUAGUGAUGAUGAAAACCGAGAAGAGUUUCAUAUGAAUAAUGCUGAAGAUCCCAAUGAAAUGUGGGAAUUGUGUGAUCAUGAACACACUGAUGAAACCGAAUUAGUCAGCAUUCGAAAUGAAUUCACGCUCAAAAAUAGUUUUUGGUUUGCAAUUGGAACUUUAAUGCAACAAGGAUCUGACUUGUAUCCAAGGGCAACUUCUACCCGAAUUGUAGGUGGUAUUUGGUGGUUCUUUACAUUAAUUAUUAUCUCCUCGUACACUGCCAACUUAGCUGCCUUUCUUACUGUUGAACGAAUGAUAACCCCUAUUGAAAGUGCAGCAGAUUUGGCUGAGCAAACUGACAUUUCCUACGGCACACUCGAAGGAGGGUCCACCAUGACGUUUUUUAGAGACUCAAAAAUAGGAAUUUAUCAAAAAAUGUGGCGAUACAUGGAAAGUCGCAAACCAUCGGUAUUUGUCAAGACCUAUGAAGAAGGUAUUAAGAGAGUUCUCGAUGGCAAUUAUGCGUUUCUUAUGGAAUCAACUAUGCUCGAUUAUGCUGUCCAAAGAGACUGCAAUUUAACACAAAUCGGUGGACUUCUCGAUUCCAAAGGAUAUGGAAUUGCUACCCCAAAAGGUUCACCUUGGCGUGAUAUAAUUUCGUUAGCAAUUCUUGAACUGCAAGAGAAAGGAAUCAUACAAAUUCUCUAUGAUAAGUGGUGGAAAAAUACUGGUGAUGUAUGUAAUCGAGAUGACAAAAGCAAAGAAUCAAAAGCAAAUGCUCUGGGUGUUGAAAAUAUAGGUGGCGUAUUUGUAGUGUUACUUUGUGGCCUAGCUCUAGCAGUUGUCGUUGCCAUACUGGAAUUUUGUUGGAAUUCGAAGAAAAAUGCCCAAACCGAAAGGCAAUCUUUGUGUUCAGAAAUGGCUGAAGAACUACGAUUUGCUAUGCACUGCCAUGCAUCAAAACAACGCCCAGCAGUAAAACGCAACUGCACGAAAUGUGCCCCUGGAACAACAUAUGUCCCUGGAAGUAUUGGAAUGUCACAUAUAAAUGGAGUACAUUAUAAUUUUUUAAAUUAGAAAAAAAGAAAAAAAAAAAAAAAUCAAAAUCGAUGCCAAAAGAAACGAAAUAAAUAUUAGGAAAUAAUUUUAAAAAUGCAAAAACCAAAACUACUAGAAAAAUUUAAAUUCAUUGCAUAUAUUAUACUCGUGUGUGCAAUGUAGUUAUUUAUCAUUGUGAGAUAAAGUGAUAAAAAAUUACAUAUAUAUGUUCGGAAAACCAAUACAAUUUUGUUUGUUUUUGAACAAUCUGAAAUUAAGUUGUUUGUUUUUUCCGCUAGGUGAAGGAGCAAGUAAGUAUUAUAGCCCAGUGAGAAUAGACGAA
This is a messenger RNA of Episyrphus balteatus (marmalade hoverfly), 4306 nucleotides long. Its product is annotated as glutamate receptor ionotropic, kainate 2. Gene Ontology annotation, biological process: monoatomic ion transport. The transcript is spliced from 16 exons. The coding region runs from base 292 to 4002 and encodes 1236 amino acids. Gene Ontology annotation, molecular function: glutamate-gated receptor activity. The record is from RefSeq and is a predicted model, not a curated record. NCBI's taxonomy places the organism in Eukaryota, Metazoa, Arthropoda, Insecta, Diptera, Syrphidae. Gene Ontology annotation, cellular component: plasma membrane; postsynaptic membrane.